Molecule: messenger RNA, 1530 nt
Organism: Aspergillus pseudonomiae
Lineage: Eukaryota; Fungi; Ascomycota; Eurotiomycetes; Eurotiales; Aspergillaceae
Exons: 3
Coding region: 1-1530 (509 amino acids)
Biological process (GO): regulation of DNA-templated transcription; DNA-templated transcription
Cellular component (GO): nucleus
Molecular function (GO): DNA-binding transcription factor activity, RNA polymerase II-specific; transcription cis-regulatory region binding; zinc ion binding
Source: RefSeq, a predicted model, not a curated record
AUGAACUCUAUAGUCACUUCGAAGAUAGCUGAGCAAAUCUUUCAGCGGUACGUAGACAGUUUCGCUCCGAAGUGCCCUGUUGUUCUGUUUCCAACUGGCACAACGGCCGCUCUUGUGCGAGAGACCAAACCGUUACUCUUCCUGUCCAUAAUCAGCAUUGCUUCCGCUGGAUACUGCACCGUCGCCCAGCAGAGACACUUGGCAGUUAAGGCCAGGCUUUAUCUCGCAGACAGAGCGAUUGUUUGUGGUGAAAAGUCUAUCGAGCUUGUUCAAGCGCUUCAGGUCGCGUCUUUUUGGUACAGAGCACCCGAUGAUUAUAAGCAGAUGAAUCUGAACCAGUUAGCUUCUAUUUCCUCAACUAUGGCCAUAGAUCUUGGACUGGAUAAUAUUGAGGUAUCAAAACCAGCUGGCACAGCCAAGGAAACGUGGGACCGGGCCGAAGCACAGCGUGCCUGGCUUGGUUGUCUUCUUUUAUCCGCAAGUCUUUCCUUGAUAUUGAGACGACCCAAUUCGCUCGCCUGGAGCUCGCACUAUGAUGAAUAUGUUGCCGAUUUGCGACGGAACAAAGCAUCCCCUACAGAUGAGUUCCUCUGCACAAUUGUAACAACGGAGCUAGCCUGCCACGCCAUAAGUCGCGAGCUAUUUCUGAGUGAUCCAGCCUCUUCGGUAUCCUUAUCCGACCCGGAUAUAUUAAUGAAAGUUCAAAAACACAAAUCUCAAAGCGAAUGCCUGCCUCUUGACCGAAUAUCCUCUAUUGAUAAAUUUGAAUUUGGCAGCUUUGCUAGUUUACUGUACCUACAUGAGUUGGUCUUACAUGUCAACCACAACAUUCAAGAGUUCAAAGCACCUUUUAGUGUGAAGUCCUUGGAGACGUGCAAUUUCAUCGACAUGCACGGUCCUGACCCAUCUUGCCUUUCUAUGCUUCGCACUAUAGUACGGGCGGCGCAAGGACUGCUUGAUUCUUUCCUCAGAUUAUCCACGUCCGACAUGAUUGCCUUACCACCGCAUAUAUACGGCGGUCGCGUGAUAUAUGCCAUGAUCCUUCUGUUGAAGAUACAAAAAGCAAUAACAUUAUCAGGCCAGGCACUCAGCGAAUGCAUUACUGCCGACGAAUUACGAGUGGAAGUGUACCUUGAACGCCUCGUGCUCGUUUCGAAGAGCCUUAUUGCGGAAGAUGCUCGCAGUGCUUUGAGCAGGGCAUUCCUAGUCAUGCCUCAGCUAAAGCAGUGGUUGCACACUCACCAAAUUAAGAACUUGCCCGGAUCAGAUAAAACUGAGAUGGUGGAAGGUCUCCCAUUCCAGACCAGCGAUGGGUCAUUAAGCAUUGGCAUACAAACGCAGACAGCCACCCACAUUGAGCCAACGGAUGGACUUGGACAGCAUUUCCAGCCUGCUGGAACUUCUGACUACCAUACUGUACAUAUUGGGGGAACAGGAUUUGAGCCAUAUCGGCAGGAACUGGCAUCUGACUCUUGGUUCUGGGAAUUCUUCAAUGUUGACAUGCUGCAUCAGAAUGCCCCUCCAUCAUGA